AUGGGUUUACCUGUAGAGGGACCGUCUAUUGGCUGGGCCACGACUGAACAGGCUGGACCCAGUGUUCGGAAAUGGGCGACCGAGCAAUUGCUUUGUCUUUGGCACAAACAGCGCCAUCGUAGAGACAAUAUUGCGACGUGGGGUGAUGAGAUUGAAUACAACCUGGUUGACUUGAAUCAUGACGCAUCGCGCGCGACGAUGCUGUUAGAUCAGGAGAGGGUUAUUCGAGAAUGGGAACGAGAUCCUACCAGCGAAGAAUCGCCUGUUACGCUGCAGUGGGAAGGAGCGAAAUACGUCGUUGAAACAACCCCAGCCAAGCCAUACACAGGAAGUACCGAGGAUCUCCUGAGUGUUCAGGCAAAUAUGAGAAAGAGACGAGAAACGAUCAACCGCUCGCUCGCAUCCAACCAGCACACCAUCUCAAUCGGCUCCUUCCCUCGCACUGGAAUCGAUGAACAAUGGACAACUCCUCAUGGACCGAGCCGAACGAACCAUUCCCUUUGCAUGCUUCCGCGGUACAAGAGUCUCUUCGAAAAUAUCCGUGGUCGGAGACAAAACCACUUGAAACAAACACACUAUCCCAUUUAUCGAGAUUUGCAAACGCCCAACUCGGCCCCACAAGACAAAGGUCCAGGAUUCAUUUGCUUAGAUCAAGUUGAGGUCGGCAUAGGUUGCAGCAGCCUUCAGACGACCUUCCAGACAUCGAAUGAAGUCGAAUGCCGUUGGCUACAUGACCAGCUUAUACCUCUUGCACCUGUCUUUCUCGCCAUGACAGCUGCAGUCCCAAUAUGGAAGGGAUACCUAGUUGAUACAGAUGUUCGCUGGCAGCGAUUUGCAGAUUUAGUAGACGACCGCCGACCAGACGAGAUGGAACACACACCCCCUCGCUGGACCUAUAAUCGCACAUAUCUGUCACCGGAUACACCUCCAGAAAUGGAAAGCAAAAAUCACCUGAAACCAAUGAACGAAACAAUCAAACAGCGCCUCCUUGACGGAGAUAUGGACGACCAACUAGCAACACAUUUCGCAUCAAUCCUCUCCCGCGAUCCCCUCGUCCUAACCCAAGAAGACAUGUCCAACUUCAACACAUCAAACACAAAACUCUUCGAACUCCUCCACGGAUGCACAUGGCACGCAGUGCGCUUCAAACCACCCGUUUCAGACAGUGGACCAGGCUGGUGUAUCGAAUUCCGAACAAUGGAAGCCCAACUCACAGACAAGGACAAUGCAGCCUUUGCCAUAUUCACAUACCUCCUUUCCAGGGCAAUUGUGGCUCUCCAUCUGGACUUCUAUAUCCCAAUUGAUAAAGUGGGCGAGUCAAUAGAGUUCGCAAGUAAGCGAAAUGCAGUCCUCGACGAGCGCAUGUGGUUCCGUCGCUCUGGGUGGUUGACCGAUACGGCUCAUUUGGCGAGGCCUGCUCGUUCGAUGUGUAAGGAUACGCUUCAGACUCGUGUUGACGGCGUGGAUUAUGCUCUUUUGACUGCUGAUGAGAUUUUCAAUGGCGAGGUUGAUCAUAGGGGUUUCCCGGGAUUGAUCCCGCUUGUGCGGUAUUACCUUGAUUAUAGUAAGAUGCCGCUAUUGGAGCAGGAGAGGGUCGCGCCAUAUUUGGAUGUUAUUAGAAAGCGUGCUAGUGGUAAAUUGCUCACGCCCGCGUCUUGGAUGAGGGAGUUUGUGCAUCGACAUGAGGAUUAUCGGCAGGAUAGUUAUGUUGGUGAGAAGGUGUGCUAUGAUAUGAUGAAGGAGAUUGUGCGGAUGAAUGAGGAGCCAGAGUGA
Molecule: messenger RNA, 1773 nt
Organism: Penicillium antarcticum
Lineage: Eukaryota; Fungi; Ascomycota; Eurotiomycetes; Eurotiales; Aspergillaceae
Product: glutamate--cysteine ligase
Exons: 7
Coding region: 1-1773 (590 amino acids)
Biological process (GO): glutathione biosynthetic process
Molecular function (GO): glutamate-cysteine ligase activity
Source: RefSeq, a predicted model, not a curated record